AUCACAUCAGCGAAGCUGCUGUCAUUUUUCUCACAGCCACACGAAGUGAAAAAUAUUUCUGCAAUUUUUUUGUGAUAAAAGAAGUUAAGAUAGAUUUUAUAAACGUUCGGUGUAUUGUAAGUUGAUUCCGCUACUUAUUAACGUCUUCAAUCAACCAAUAUUUAUCCAAAAAUUUCAAUUUAUACUGGAAAGGUAAAAACAAUUGCCCACAGCUAUACUCAAAGGAGUGGGCAGGCAAAAGUGGAAGAGGAUAAAUUAACCAUUCGACUUUUUUCAACGCGUCAUUUAAUAAAUAGGAACUGGCCAACCCCACGUCGUUAUAUUAUUAUAAUUUUAAUAUAUGAUUGAUUUGAUAUUACAGGUACCGGUAUUCAUAUGUUAAUUUAAUGGAUACUCUUUAUAUGUACACUUGUACGUACAGAGGCCAAAAUUAACCUUAGCGCGUCUUUUCGUUUCGUGCAAAUUCAAUUGUGGAAUUUUUACUUGUUUGAAAUAAGUUUUAUUUAAAGUGAAAUAUUGGAUUAUAAGAAAAAUCGUUAUAAUACAGUGCGUACAAAAUGAAUACGAAUUAUAUUAUGCGUGCUUUGAGUUUCCACGGUCAGCCCAUGCAAAAAAUUUGGGAUGACGAACGCGGGGCAGGGGACAUACAAAAGUGCGGUAUACCUGCUCAUCCAGACUACUCCAUCUACCAGGAAAGGCAGAAAUAUUUCACAUUUCAAGAUCGUGCGAAGCGUUUAAAGCUGCAUCAAUUUUUUGCUCGUAAAGCGCUAGAUUUGUACGAUUCGGAGCUGACUAGUACGGAGGUGGAACCAAAUAAAAUUAUUGAAAAUGAACAAUACAUAGCAUCGCUGCCACCAUACGAACUCUUCGUCAAUAGAAAUAAGGAUAAGCAAAAACGUUGCCGUUGUAUAAUGAAAAAUAUUAAUCCAGGUGAUAUUAUAUAUUGCAUGGUAACAAAACUUAAUACUACUAUGGUCAAAACUCUGUGCAUGGGCGAGCCUAUGGUACGCUUCUUGAAUGAUCUACCUAUCAAGGCUUAUUUAACAAAAACCGAAUUGGAUGGUAAUGAUAAACCGCGUGUUUUCAAUAAAAACGAUUACCUUCGAUGUGAAGUAUUGGAAACAUCUGUCGAUGCUGAGCGCCUUUACUUGACUUUGGAAAGCAUGAAUGAAAAAAAUAAAAAUAUCCCACUUGGUGUUAUAACGUAUGCAGAUUUACCAAAAUACUAUCGACAUAUUGAUUAUAAUAACUUGGAAAAAUUUGAGGAUUACAUGCUUAAAUCUAAGGAAUUUUUGAAUCCGAACUAUGAUAUGCUUUAUGAAAUCAAUGGCUUAGAUGUAAAUGAAACCUACACUUUUAUGUCUUCAUUAAAACAUCCAUUUCCGCGAGAUGAAUAUGCCAAGGAAUUGCGCCGCACACAAGCGAGCAAAUGGGCUUUCCGCUCGGUUGCCGAAGGCAUUGAACAUUUCAAGAAUGGAAAUCACGUUGAAGCUUUUCAGUGUCUUAACAAAGCUCUCACCAUUGACCCGCGUAAUGUAGAAGGCCUGGUCGCGCGUGGUGCACUCUACGCCAACAAGGGCUCAUUUCUCAAAGCCGUUGAUGAUUUCGAGAAAGCUCUUAAACUUAAUACUUAUCAUGUAAACGCGCGUAAAUAUAUGGGCGAGACUCUUGUGGCGCUAGGUCGUCGCUAUGAGGAUGAAAAUCGCAUAAAAGAUGCAACCAAAGCAUACCAAGAUUGUUUAAAUAUUAUACCGAAUCAUGAGCAAGCGCGUUUAUCACUCGAAGCAAUUCAACAGCGCUCCGGUAGUCAAUAUUUUGAGAAUUUAGCACAUCUGCAAGGUGAAGAAGAAGACACUUUAGAAAAGGAAAAAAUUUCAGUACGAAAUUCUUCAAGUGAAGAUGGCUCAACGUCCAGUGAUAGCGGUUCGGAAACUGAGCAUACAGAUAACGAGGAUAUUGGAAAGGAUGGUUCAUUGUCACCGCUUAGUAAACGCAUGGCUUUGCAUGUGGCCAGCCUACAAAAGGAGGAGGAGUCCAAGAAACAACUGAAUCAACCAUUUUACAUGACAGCAUAUAACGUACCGUCCGCCACAACGCAUAUUAAUGAAUUUCGGCUGGAUGACGACGAUACAGGCUCACGUGUGCGUAAACUAUUGCAGGAAGCAUCGAAACACAAGAAGGAAAAAAAGAAAAUAAAAAAGAAAAAGAAUAAAAAGACGAAAAAAGUUAGUCGCAAAGAAAAAAAUGCAGCCAAUAUAUUGAGCAAAAUUAAUUUCCAGGAAGCUUACAACAGCAUGAACAUCGAAAAUAAACUCACCGAAAAUUUGCAAAAAUAUGAAAAAACUAUAGCCGAUAUUAAAAAGCGUCAGGAGGAGUUAGUGCAAUCCAUAGAAGCUGGCAUGACCGGCCGCAAACGUUCUGAAACGCCGCCGCAUGUAUCCUCAAUGCGUUCAUCAAAGUACUCCGCAUCCAAGUAUCCCGCUUCUUCAUCUUAUUAUGCAUCUUAUCCAAGUACUUCGGCCGCCGCUGCAGCUGCUGAUGCACCCUCAUCUAACGAGCGCACAAAAUUUUCAUUUCAAAUCAAACGGCCCGUUAAGGUGGAUAAAUUUGGAUUGUUUCGCGUAGCUACACCAUUAGCACAUCGAAGUCCUUCACCGCGUUCUCGUUCACGUUCACUUACACCAUCACGAGAACGUCGUCAAUUUAAUCGAACUCGUAGCCGCAGUCUUAGUCGCGGCCGUUACCGUUCACGUUCGGGUGGUCGUUGGAAUCGUCGACGUUCACGUUCACACUCCAUUACGUAUGAUGGGGGGCGCCGACGUGGUUCACGUAGCAGACGCUCAUCACGUUCCUUGUCACCUCACCGCCGUUCCCGCAGCAAACGCUCAUCGUCACCUUACCGCCGUUCCCGCUCUCGUACUCCAGGUCGCACACGUUCUCCUUCGCGUACGUUGCAGAGCCGUCUUGAAUCGUCUCACGGAAAACAUAGUUAUGAGCGUACGGUUAGUAGGAGUGUUAGACCUUCACCACCCCAUCAUGUUAAUUCCAAGCCAGCUAAGCCAUGGCCAAAGCGUGGUGGCAGAGGAGCAGCACGCGGUGGUGGCUUUGGAAAUCGUGUAUGGCGUCGUGAAAACGCUGUCGGAGAUCGAGAUUCUAAUGGACGUUGGCUACACGACAAAUAUGAAGAGGGAAGUGGAGCAAGCAAAGUGGAUGAUGGCCCGUCAAUAGAGGAAAUUGACGAGAUUAUCAAUAAGGCGCAAAAGGAGCGAAAACAGGAAAUCAUACAACGCGAUAAGGAUAUAUUAAAGAAGCCCACAGUAGGCCACUUUUAAUUAAACAUUCUUAUAAUAUAAAUGGAACAUUUAAUAAAGAGAUAUACAUAUAUAAAUACAUACAGAAAUACAUAGGAACAUAUGUAAAAUGCAUGUUCGUAGUUUCCUAUCAUACAAUUAGCUUAAAUUUCUCACGCGUUCCUUUCUCUUCUUAUUUCAUAUCAUA
Molecule: messenger RNA, 3498 nt
Organism: Bactrocera dorsalis (oriental fruit fly)
Lineage: Eukaryota; Metazoa; Arthropoda; Insecta; Diptera; Tephritidae
Product: tetratricopeptide repeat protein 14 homolog
Exons: 9
Coding region: 558-3332 (924 amino acids)
Molecular function (GO): protein binding
Source: RefSeq, a predicted model, not a curated record